AUGGAUUCUAAUUCUUCUAACUAUCUCCUAAACCAUGCUACUCUUCCUUCUAUUUAUUAUCAAGGCAAUAGAGAGGAUGGUAACUUCAUUGAUUUGGGGCUUAGCCUUAGAGUUUUGCAGCCUGAGGCCUAUUAUCCAUCUGUUCAUGGUGGCUAUGAUGAGCUGAUAGAUUGGCAACAUCUGCAUCCACAACUAAGGGAUAAUUCAAGAACAGAUCAAUAUCCAACUAAUUUUUUGGAAAGUUAUGAUGAAGAAGCUGAAGGAAUUCAGAGCAAAGAGAGUUGGGCUUAUGUGAAAGUUAACAUGGAUAGAGUGAUUGUUGGCAGAAAAAUUUGCAUUCUUGAACAUUCAGACUAUUCUAGCCUUGCAAUUCAACUAGAAGACAUGUUUGGAAAGCAAUCCAUAUCAGGGCUAAGGCUAUUUCAAGAUGGUUCAGAAUUUUCCCUAUUUUACAAGGGCAGGGAUGACCAGUGGAGGACUGUAGGAGAUGUUCCAUGGAACCAGUUUACGGAUCGCGUGAAGAGGCUAAGAAUUGUGAGGAAAGAUGAAGUGUUUAUCUCAAGUUCAUCUACAUUACUAAGUUCUAUUUGAUACUCAAAUCUCAGAAUUUAGAAGAAGAAGAAAUUAAGAGUCCUCUGAUUUCUGCUACAACU
This is a messenger RNA of Nicotiana tabacum (common tobacco), 653 nucleotides long. RefSeq names its product auxin-responsive protein IAA32-like. NCBI's taxonomy places the organism in Eukaryota, Viridiplantae, Streptophyta, Magnoliopsida, Solanales, Solanaceae. Gene Ontology annotation, biological process: regulation of DNA-templated transcription. Gene Ontology annotation, cellular component: nucleus. The record is from RefSeq and is a predicted model, not a curated record.